AUGGCUCUUAUGCGAACAUCUCAAGGAACCUCCUCUGAUUCCAACACUUCUCGGGGUUGUCGCUACGACGAGUUCUUGAUCUUCAGAGGCGAAGACACUCGCAAGACUUUUACCGACCACCUUUACACAGCCUUGAACAAUGCAGGAUUUCUCACGUUCAGAGACGACGAUGAACUUGAGAGAGGAGAAGAUAUGAAACCGGAACUGCAAAAAGCUAUCCAGCUGUCACGAACUUAUGUUGUCAUGUUUUCGAAAGAUUACGCGUCGUCCAGAUGGUGCCUUGAUGAGCUUGUGGUGAUCCUUGAACGCAAGAGGACCACCUCAGACCAUGUUGUUUUACCAGUCUUCUACGAUGUCGAUCCGUCUUACGUGAGGAAGCAGACGGGAAGUAUUGAGAAAACAUUUGCUAGAAACGAGAAAACUCAGUAG
Molecule: messenger RNA, 429 nt
Organism: Malus domestica (apple)
Lineage: Eukaryota; Viridiplantae; Streptophyta; Magnoliopsida; Rosales; Rosaceae
Source: RefSeq, a predicted model, not a curated record